Messenger RNA from Ipomoea nil (Japanese morning glory), 2160 nucleotides. Its product is annotated as amino acid permease 3-like. Gene Ontology annotation, cellular component: plasma membrane. The coding region runs from base 400 to 1881 and encodes 493 amino acids. NCBI's taxonomy places the organism in Eukaryota, Viridiplantae, Streptophyta, Magnoliopsida, Solanales, Convolvulaceae. The record is from RefSeq and is a predicted model, not a curated record. The transcript is spliced from 6 exons.
UUAUAUAAUCUCACCUUCUUCUCAAUUCCCCCUGCAAGCAGAAGAAGAAGCAGAUCAGAGGCCUGCCUGCAAAAAGCCCCCACGAGCUGAGCUUUUUGUUUAUUUUUCUCGUUUGACCUUUCUCCACUGUACUGUUCUGAGCGCAUAUAGAUAAUCAUCGACAACGCAUUCAUUUGCGUUUCUGCAAAAUUCAUCGACAAAUCUGUGUCAGAUUAGUUUAAAGCCUCAUUAGCAAAACCAGAGAGAGAGAGAGAGAGAGUAGUGGUCCAGUGUUAUAACAAAACUUAUACGCUGUUUGAAUUGAAUUGAAUUGAAUUGGCUGCCAUAUAUACUCCUGACUCCUGAGCUCGAUCAAGUAUUUCUACUUAUUCUCCUGUUUCUUCUUUCUGGAAAUUGAAGAUGGGAGAUAACUCGUCGGCGGCGGCCAAGCACCAGAAUUAUCACCGGCAAGUGCUCGAUUUCUCGAUCAACGUCGACGCUCAGUCGCGCGCCGGCGACUCCAAAUGCUUCGACGACGACGGCCGUCUCAAGAGAACUGGGAGUGUUUGGACGGCUAGUGCACACAUAAUAACGGCUGUUAUAGGUUCGGGAGUUUUGUCCUUAGCAUGGGCCGUGGCACAGUUGGGAUGGAUUGCUGGUCCAACUAUGAUGAUCUUGUUCUCUAUCGUCACCUAUUACACCUCCGUUCUUCUCUCCGAAUGUUACCGUUCCGGCGACCCUGUCACCGGCAAGAGAAACUACACCUACAUGGACGCCGUCCGCUCCAAUCUUGGGGGAUUGCAGGUUAAGAUUUGUGGGGCAAUUCAGUAUGCAAAUCUGGUUGGAGUGGCAAUUGGGUACACCAUUGCCUCUGCUAUAAGCAUGGUGGCAAUCAAGAGGUCGAAUUGUUUCCACGCUAGUGGAGGGAAGAACCCAUGCCAUAUAAACAGCAAUCCUUACAUGAUAAUAUUUGGAGUGGUGGAGAUCAUCUUCUCUCAAAUCCCAGAUUUUGAUCAGAUUUGGUGGCUCUCCAUUGUUGCUGCUGUCAUGUCCUUCACCUACUCAACCAUUGGACUUGGCCUUGGCAUUGCCCAAGUUGCAGAAAAUGGGAAAAUCCAAGGAAGCCUUACUGGAAUCAGCGUUGGAAGUACUGUUUCUGAACUACACAAGAUAUGGUUAAGCUUUCAAGCGUUUGGAGCCAUAGCUUUUGCCUAUUCUUAUUCCCUCAUCCUCAUUGAAAUUCAGGACACAGUGAAAUCUCCACCAAGAGAAUCCAAGACAAUGAAGAAGGCAACCUUAAUCAGCGUAGCAGUAACAACUGUGUUCUACAUGCUGUGUGGAUGUUUCGGCUACGCCGCCUUCGGCGACAGCUCCCCCGGCAACCUCCUAACCGGCUUCGGAUUCUACAACCCCUUCUGGCUUCUCGACAUCGCCAACGCCGCCAUCGUCAUCCACCUCGUCGGCGCCUACCAGGUCUACUGCCAGCCCCUCUUCGCCUUCGUCGAGAAAACCGCCAAAGACCGAUUCCCAGAUUCCAAGCUCAUAACCAGAGACCUCCAAAUCCCCCUCUUCCCCGGCGGCAAGCCUUUCAAGCUCAACCUCUUCCGCCUCGUAUGGCGCUCCGUCUUCGUGGUCAUCACCACCGUCAUCUCCAUGCUCCUCCCCUUCUUCAACGACAUCGUGGGCAUCCUCGGCGCCCUCGGCUUCUGGCCUCUCACCGUUUACUUCCCCGUCGAAAUGUAUAUAGUUCAGAAACAGAUACCCAAAUGGAGCACCAAAUGGGUCUGCUUCCAAGUCCUCAGCGCCGCCUGCCUUGUCAUCUCCAUUGCCGCCGCCGUCGGGUCCUUCGCCGGAGUUGUCACUGAUCUUAAGGUUUACAGGCCAUUCAAGACCAGCUACUAAUUGUUGAGAUGUUCAUAAGGAUCGAUCGGAACAAAAAAAAGAUGCCAAUUAAAAUUAAGAAGAGCUAGCUAGGCAUGCAGUUCUGUCGUCUGAUCUGUAGUGAUGAUAGUUUAGUUUAUAUGUUUUCAUAUCGUGUCUUGUGAGUUGUGAUGAUGCCAAAUUAAAGAUAAGAUAUCAGAAUGUCUGAUGAUCCUCAAAUCUUGUCCACUUAGAAUCUCAUGUUUUAGAAAAUCCAAACCAAAACUUUUCCCCAAGCAAUGCAAAUAAUAUAUUAACUCC